Molecule: messenger RNA, 3227 nt
Organism: Arabidopsis thaliana (thale cress)
Lineage: Eukaryota; Viridiplantae; Streptophyta; Magnoliopsida; Brassicales; Brassicaceae
Product: LOW protein: PPR containing-like protein
Exons: 2
Coding region: 61-2589 (842 amino acids)
Biological process (GO): RNA modification
Molecular function (GO): RNA binding; zinc ion binding
Source: RefSeq, marked reviewed
UUUUUGAUUAUAAAGUGACGAACUUUUAUAAUUAAGAUACUGAAUCAGUAAGAGCCAACAAUGGCGAUGUUGGGUAAUGUUCUUCAUCUCUCUCCAAUGGUGUUAGCCACCACGACGACUACGAAACCAUCUCUUCUAAACCAGAGCAAGUGUACCAAAGCCACGCCAUCGUCGUUAAAGAAUUGCAAAACCAUAGACGAACUCAAAAUGUUUCAUCGUUCGCUCACGAAGCAAGGACUUGAUAAUGAUGUCUCCACUAUAACUAAGCUUGUAGCACGGAGUUGUGAAUUGGGUACUCGUGAAAGUUUGAGCUUUGCUAAAGAAGUGUUUGAGAACAGUGAAUCGUAUGGAACUUGUUUCAUGUACAAUUCUUUGAUUCGAGGAUAUGCAUCUUCUGGGUUAUGCAACGAAGCUAUAUUGUUAUUUCUUCGAAUGAUGAAUUCUGGGAUUUCUCCAGAUAAGUACACGUUUCCUUUUGGAUUGAGUGCGUGUGCGAAAAGCAGAGCGAAAGGUAAUGGGAUUCAGAUUCAUGGGUUGAUUGUGAAGAUGGGUUAUGCGAAAGAUUUGUUUGUGCAGAACUCGCUGGUUCAUUUUUACGCCGAGUGUGGAGAGCUUGAUAGUGCACGUAAGGUGUUUGAUGAAAUGUCUGAGAGAAAUGUUGUUUCUUGGACGAGUAUGAUUUGUGGUUACGCGAGGCGGGAUUUUGCUAAAGACGCUGUUGAUUUGUUUUUUCGGAUGGUGAGAGAUGAAGAGGUGACUCCUAAUUCGGUUACAAUGGUGUGUGUGAUAUCGGCUUGUGCUAAGCUAGAGGAUCUUGAGACGGGCGAGAAGGUUUAUGCUUUUAUCCGUAAUUCUGGUAUUGAAGUUAAUGAUCUUAUGGUUAGUGCACUGGUUGAUAUGUACAUGAAAUGCAAUGCCAUUGAUGUAGCAAAACGGCUUUUUGAUGAAUAUGGUGCUAGUAAUUUGGAUUUGUGCAAUGCAAUGGCAUCAAAUUAUGUACGGCAAGGGUUAACGAGGGAGGCUUUAGGUGUUUUUAAUCUGAUGAUGGACUCUGGUGUUAGACCUGAUAGGAUUUCGAUGUUGAGUGCGAUUUCAUCUUGUUCACAAUUGAGAAAUAUCUUGUGGGGAAAGAGCUGUCAUGGGUAUGUAUUGAGGAAUGGGUUUGAGAGUUGGGAUAAUAUAUGCAAUGCGUUGAUUGAUAUGUACAUGAAAUGUCAUAGGCAAGAUACUGCGUUUAGGAUCUUUGAUCGGAUGUCGAACAAGACAGUGGUGACGUGGAACUCGAUUGUUGCUGGCUAUGUAGAGAAUGGUGAGGUGGAUGCAGCCUGGGAAACAUUUGAAACCAUGCCUGAGAAAAACAUUGUUUCUUGGAAUACGAUUAUCAGCGGUCUGGUGCAAGGAAGUUUGUUUGAGGAAGCGAUUGAAGUUUUCUGUUCUAUGCAAAGCCAAGAGGGUGUCAAUGCGGAUGGUGUGACAAUGAUGAGUAUUGCAUCUGCUUGUGGGCACUUGGGAGCUCUUGAUCUAGCUAAAUGGAUAUAUUACUACAUUGAGAAGAACGGAAUUCAGCUUGAUGUCAGACUUGGUACAACCUUAGUAGAUAUGUUUUCUAGGUGUGGGGAUCCUGAAAGUGCUAUGUCAAUUUUUAAUAGUUUGACAAACAGAGAUGUCUCAGCUUGGACAGCGGCUAUAGGAGCAAUGGCUAUGGCAGGAAACGCUGAGCGAGCAAUUGAGCUUUUCGAUGAUAUGAUUGAACAAGGGUUGAAACCAGAUGGGGUUGCGUUUGUUGGAGCACUGACAGCUUGCAGCCAUGGUGGAUUGGUCCAACAGGGUAAGGAAAUUUUCUAUUCGAUGUUGAAACUUCAUGGAGUUUCUCCAGAAGAUGUGCACUAUGGAUGUAUGGUUGAUCUGCUUGGUCGAGCAGGAUUGUUAGAGGAAGCUGUGCAACUCAUUGAGGACAUGCCUAUGGAGCCAAACGAUGUGAUUUGGAACUCUCUUUUAGCUGCUUGUCGUGUUCAGGGAAAUGUGGAGAUGGCAGCUUAUGCAGCCGAGAAGAUACAAGUCUUGGCUCCAGAGAGAACUGGGAGUUAUGUUCUUCUGUCAAAUGUUUAUGCAUCAGCUGGAAGAUGGAACGACAUGGCGAAAGUGAGACUGAGUAUGAAGGAGAAAGGGUUACGUAAACCGCCAGGGACUAGUUCAAUACAGAUUCGAGGUAAAACCCAUGAGUUCACAUCAGGGGACGAGUCACACCCUGAAAUGCCAAACAUAGAAGCAAUGCUAGAUGAAGUUAGUCAAAGAGCGAGUCACUUAGGCCAUGUACCUGAUCUUAGUAAUGUUCUUAUGGAUGUUGAUGAGAAAGAGAAGAUCUUUAUGCUUAGCAGACACAGCGAGAAACUUGCAAUGGCCUAUGGACUCAUUAGCUCAAACAAAGGCACAACAAUCCGAAUAGUCAAGAACCUAAGAGUAUGCUCUGAUUGUCAUUCAUUUGCAAAAUUUGCAUCCAAAGUAUACAACAGAGAAAUCAUUCUAAGAGACAAUAACCGGUUUCAUUACAUCCGUCAAGGGAAGUGUUCUUGCGGUGACUUCUGGUGAUAGCAGAAACAGAACUAAAAGAAUAAUAGGAAGAUUAUGUUGAGACUGCAGCUUCCUCGGUGGAUGAUCAAAAGGACGAUCUGACGAGAUCCUAGAGUUUGACGGAUGACGAUCUCGAAGUUCUCAAAGGUUGUUUAGAUCUAGGCUUUGGUUUCAACUACGACGAGAUCCCUGCGCUCUGCAAGACUUUACCUGCUUUAGAGCUUUGCUAUUCAAUGAGCCAAAAAAAUUUAGACGAUAAGCAUACACCAUCACUCCAAUUGCCAAUUGGAAGAUCUCUAGUCCCGUCGUGUGUAAAUAUCUCAUAUUUUCCGUCGAUUGAUUAGGUGAUAAUCCGGAUGAUGUGAAAGCUAGACUCAAAUGCUGGGCACAAGCCGUUGCCUGUACUGUCCAAUUGUGCAGCUGAAUGAAUCAUUGUCACGUCUGACUCAGGAAUACUAGUGUAUGAACAAUCUCUCUCGGGCAUUGUUAGCGGAGGAGGAGAUUUCAGAAAGGCAUUGGAAGGUCUGAAUUUAACUGAACAUCAACAAUGAUUCUCACUUAAUUUCCAUGUAUGUGUAGUAGUAGUAUCUAGUCUAAUGAUUUUUAUGAACGGAAUUAAAAGGUAUCAGUGAAUAAAAACAUCAAUUUUUUUCCGC